CUUCGGAGGAGGACCUGCUCGCGGCGCUGCUGGGGGCCCAGCUUCGCAAGGCCGCGGCGUCGCAGCCGGCGUUCGCGGCGCGCGACGACGAGGGGUCCGAGACUGGCGCGCCAGCGCCUGGCUACACGGGGCGCCGCCAGCGCCAGAAGCUCCUGCCGCCGGCGCGCGCGGCAGCCGGCAAUGUCGUUUGCCCGCUCUGGCUGCGCGGCUCCUGCAAGCGCGGCGACGGCUGCGAGCUCGGGCACGGGUUGCACUUGACGGGCGCCGACAAGGCCGAGGCGAAGGCGAAGCUUAAUUACGGCGAAG
This is a messenger RNA of Prorocentrum cordatum, 306 nucleotides long. Lineage: Eukaryota; Dinophyceae; Prorocentrales; Prorocentraceae. The record is from the annotation of a GenBank genome assembly.